Apus apus (common swift) is the source of this 2703-nucleotide messenger RNA. RefSeq names its product ubiquitin family domain containing 1 (gene UBFD1). The record is from RefSeq and is a predicted model, not a curated record. The coding region runs from base 59 to 958 and encodes 299 amino acids. Lineage: Eukaryota; Metazoa; Chordata; Aves; Apodiformes; Apodidae. The transcript is spliced from 6 exons. Gene Ontology annotation, molecular function: RNA binding; cadherin binding.
CAGCAGGCCCCGGCGCGCGUUUCCCGGCGCGCCCCGCGGCGGAUUGUACACAAUCAUCAUGGCCGCCGCCUCCGCCGCCGCCGGUGGUGCCGAGGAGCCGGGCAUGAAGGCGGAGGAGCUGCCGCGGGGCUGCGGCGGGGAGGACGGCCCGGAGGACGGCCCGGCGGCGGCGCGGGGGUCCCCGGAGGGCGAGGGGGGCCGGGAUCCCACGCAGGCGUCCGUCAGCAACGGCGGCGAGGCGGAGGGCGGGAGGGAGCUGGUGGAGCUGAAGGUGAUCUGGAACAAGAACAAGUACGACGUGAAGUUCUGCCUGGACAGCACGGGGGCCGAGCUGAAGCAGAAGAUCCACGCGCUGACAGGCCUCCCACCAGCUAUGCAGAAAGUUAUGUUCAAGGGACUCCUGCCAGAGGAGAAAACGUUGCGGGAAAUCAAAGUAACAAACGGAGCAAAAAUCAUGGUUGUUGGAUCUACUAUCAACGAUGUUUUAGCAGUAAAUACACCUAAAGAAGCUGCUCAACAGGAGGUCAAAGCUGAAGAAAAUAAAAAGGAGCCGCUUUGCAGACAAAAGCAACACAGAAAAGUAUUGGAUAAAGGAAAACCUGACGACGUGAUGCCUUCUGUUAAAGGUGUUCAGGAGCGCCUGCCAACAGUGCCAUUGUCUGGCAUGUACAACAAGUCAGGGGGGAAAGUAAGACUGACCUUUAAACUUGAGCAAGACCAGCUGUGGAUUGGUACAAAAGUGAUGCACAACUGCAGAAACCAUGGCAUGUGCUGCUGUGCAGAGGAUCAGGUUACUGUCCUGAACUGUCCAGGAGGAACUGGAAUUGCUGCUGAGAACAUCUCAAUAACCCCCUGCCUCCAAAGGAUGCUGAGCUCCUUGAGUUUGACCAAGAUGGGGCAAUAUUCUAGUGAUGAGCAAGAGAAACAGAAGUGCUUGUUCACUGUCCCAGUAAAGUAACCUAAUUGGAUGGUGAUGUUGGCUUUGGAUGACACCUCCAGCUGCUGUGUUAUUUCCAAAGUAAGCAGAAAUCUUGGAAGUUUUUGAUCUUUCCUUUGUAGGACAGACUUGACUGUGAAGGUAUUUUUGGCUUUCAGACUUCUCUGGGUACUAGUUGCAGUGAUUUUUCUCCCAGGCUAAGUGAUGGAGUGAGACACUGUUCUUUUUUCUCUGUAGGUUGGGGCAGCCAGAUCUUUUUGUUAUUGACAAUGUGUUCUAAACACAUUAUUACUAUUUAGGUAAUUUGUCUUCUUCCUUCACCUUCUAGAUGAGUUUCAGGUUUAGUACUUCUAAAGUGUUCUAGCUGUGAAAUUUGAUUUUUCUUGUAGUCAUCUGUUUUCCACCUGUUCCCCUACUUCUCCACAUUAGCAGCAGCUUGCUUCCUCUAGGGAAUGGCUGUAGUUGCUGGCUGUUGUUGGGAGAAACUCCUGCCUGCUCCAAGGAAUCCAUGGCAGAUGCCAGCAUGUAAGAGCUAGAAUGAAACCAACUGUGUGUUAACGGGGUUUUUCCCUUGCUAGUCCUGGACAGUUGAAACUGGUGCUUCCUCCCCCAGCCUCCCAGUGCUGCACGAUCACUGGACAUGUCUGUGCUCUGAGGUCUGGUGUGGGUUGGUGUGUCUCUGUGCCAUUUUCACAGAGGCAUUGAUAAUAAGAGUUUGUCUAUUGCUGGAUGUAGGGAAGAGGAAGUGACUUGCAGGAUGCUGGACAAGAGAGCAAAGUAAGAUCUUACUGAAUGAAUGUCAGGAGUCUGACUGGGGUAGUUCAGAGUCACGUUAGUUACAGCCCUGAAGUACAGAUUAUUUGUCUUUACAUCACCAAGUUUAUCUCCUUCUGUGCCUUUUCUAGGUAGGUGGUGUUGUUUUUUUCAAAGAUCACAGAAGUUAGGUAUAUCUAAGGAGCUCAUAGUUGAGUGUCUCCUUUGUAGAGUGUUUGUGGCUUCCUUUGUCUUAAAUCCCAGGAGGUAAUUUUAAGCAGACACAGAAAACUGGAACUGAAAGGAAGGAUCUUGGAGUUAAGUCUUCAGAAAGAAGUGAGGACAGAACUGAGAGAGCAAAGUCUGCCAUGAGCCACAUGGUCAUUCAUGUUGGUUGCCCCAACCUGGCUGACAUUGCUCUGUCAUGUCAUUGUAGCCAUCUUUUGGGUUUGUUUUUUCAGUUUUUGUUUCUCUCCCUGUUUGCUCAUUAGUAUUUUCUUCCCUGUGCUUUUAUAGUAACAGUUGAACCCUGCCUCAGGGGGAAGCCAGGAAUAGGCUGUCACAGAGGGAGUUAGCCUGUCUUUUUUCAGCCUUGUCAUUUUGUAGAGCUUAGUACAAUCCUUGCUAGUCAGUCCUGAAUGUUCUUAUGCCUGGACCAGCUUUCCCUGUGGUGAGUAAUCCUGCUGGUCUGGGUGGAGUUUCUUGUGGGGAAGCAUUAGGUACAGCCAGGGUUUUCCCCUCACUCCCUUUAGGCCUGGAUCAGGAACACUGUGAUUCAGAGACAUAAAGUGCAAGGAACUGUGGGAUCCACUUCUGGAUUCCUUUAAAUGCUGAGUAUGUCAGCUGUGGGGUGUGUGCUGGUGUGCCUGCUGGGUCCUCAGCAGCAGGUAUGCAAAGUUCACCCAAGGAGAAGCCUACUGGCCUGAGGAGCUUUUGGAAGUGCUGGAGGUAGUGUUGGAAAUUAAUAUGAAACGCUGCUUCCUCAUGGAUCAGAAAUAAUGCUUUGAUCAAUU